Moneuplotes crassus is the source of this 1979-nucleotide messenger RNA. The record is from the annotation of a GenBank genome assembly. NCBI's taxonomy places the organism in Eukaryota, Ciliophora, Spirotrichea, Euplotida, Euplotidae.
AUGGCUAGUUUAUAUAAAGAUUCCAGCGCGGAGGAAGGAACUAAUAUAAGAGGGCAAGGAUUCUGAUACCUUCAAGCGUUGCAUUGAAAAACUCUCAAGUAUACCUAUAGCCGACUUAGAAACAGAGAUAUCUUCAGACAAUCAAUUUCGAUGACUUAUAGAGGCAAGGACACUUUUAGUAAUAUAGUUGGUUGAGCUUCUACGUUCCUAAUUGUGACUGUGCUGUUGGGAUAUAGCAUCAUUUUAUUCAGAACAAUGUUGAUGAGAACUGAUGUGAGCUGGAACCUCAAUUCAAUACAAGUAGAUGUGACUAAAGAAAGCUCCCCACUUAUAUGGACAGAAGAAGACCCUCAAUUCAAGUUUCUAUGGGAAGUCUUCCAAAUUCCUCCCAAUCUUGAUCCAAAUACCGAUCCUUUUCACUACAUAAGUACUAAGUAUGAACAUGAAAGAGUUAAGCAUGUUAACUACACUCCUACAAAUCUCUUAGCUCCUGAUCUUGACAUUAGGAGGGUAACUAAUAUUCCAAUCAACGACUGAAGCACUACAUUCCCAACAACAGAUGAUUAUAAGAUGAACCAAACGAUGUCUGUUAGACAAUGACCCGUCCUCACAGGAUUUGGACUCCAUGGACGCUGGGGUGUUGGAGAAGAUCAUUCAGGCAUUGUUUUUGAUUUUUCUACAUGUCCAUUUGGAAAUAACUAUACUAAUUGUGCUGAUCAGGCUGAAAUAGACCAGUAUAUUGAUAAGAUUCCAAUCACAAUGCAUUUAAAUAAUAGAUAUGUAGAUCUCAAUGAUAUUGAGAAUCCAAUCAAACGAUAUUAUGAUAAAGAGUAUAGGUUUCAAUUCAGAAAAGAUAAAAUUCAGAGAGUUCAUAUGAAGCUAAGAAAGCAUGAAGUAAUUCUUGAAGAUUCAUUCUUUCCAUUUCCUUGGAACUCUGAACCUAUAUAUUUCAAUAGUAUCGAGGAUUUUGAAAUCUUUGAAGAAGAUAGUUUCUCAGGACUGAUUCGGAUUGAAAUAGUAAGGGAUAGUCAAGUUGACCAACACCGCAGAAGAGUCCUCAACUUCCUCGAAGUCACUGGAAUUCUUGGUGGUAUCUUCGAACUCUUCGAAGUCUGCUUCGGUGUUCUCAUCGGCUUCUACUCAUCAUUCAUGUUCAGACGCAAAAUCUACAAAGACAUUCUGAAGUGCGAACGCAAGUUCCAGGCAAUGCAGAAGAGCAUCAGUGAGCUCGAGAAAAAGGUCUCCAGCAGCCACAACAGCAGAGGAGAUAGCAGGCAACAGCAAAGCAAAGACCUCCAAGAGGGUCAGAUGAAGGCCACUCUCAAAGCAGCAGACAUGCCUCCAGCAGCAGAGCCAAACAGUGAAGUGUUCAAACGUGGAGCUGCAGUCAUUAAGGACCACGAAGAAGCCAAGGCCAGACAACUUGGUCAUGAAGACGAAAAGCAGCACCAAGAUGAGCAUGAACGCAUGCAAAGACACAGACUCAGAUCGGAGCUUGACGACCACCCGUUCAGGAUGUUCGAGCUCGUUGGCAAUCAUCGUAAAUCCCAAAUUAUCAAUGAUGAAGAAGAGGACAGCAGCUCCGAUGCAUUUGCAGCCAGCGCCAAGGAACUGGGCAACGAAAUGGCGAAGUUUUAGCAACUCGCUAGACUGAUUGAACAUUGUUUACAGCAUCAAGACUUUGAGGGCUCAGACUGCAUAUUUAUUGUCAAAAGACCCAGAUUACUCAGAAGCAUUGAAGGCUAACCCAAGUCUGGAAGUAGACUUUGAAAAUAUUUACGCUAGUAACCAAAGGCAUAAAGUAUCCCCAGCCUAUGAAAACCCAGACCAGAUAAGAAACCCUAAAAACGAUCAGCCAAACUCAAUGAUUCAGUUAGGAAAGUCACUUCCAGAAAGAGCUCAUCCCUAUAUGGCUCUCUGAUCUCAGAAGCCAUAAUUAUUUUGCUAUGCAUGAUUUAAUGAUAUAAUUUCAAUACUUG